Molecule: messenger RNA, 1201 nt
Organism: Cherax quadricarinatus
Lineage: Eukaryota; Metazoa; Arthropoda; Malacostraca; Decapoda; Parastacidae
Source: RefSeq, a predicted model, not a curated record
GAAGGUUGAGGUGCUGAGGGUCUGUCUUGGUCAACGUGAUGGACAGCUGUGGCUCCGACAAAUGAAUGGUUGUAACCUCGACUUCAAGGUAUCUCGUUCUUAUUCAUACUCGAAUCCUUCUAUAGUAACUCUGCCUUUUUUCAAAUUAGUAUGCUUUGUAUGCUCCUCGCCCUGCCACCUACACCAUCCUCCAACCGAUCUGGAUUCGAUUUUCUCUCAUAAUUACGCUCUCAUGCUUGGUAUCCACCAUUCGUUAGCUGACGGGUUCACUAAUAUCAAUAUCUGCAACCUGGUGCAUACCAUUCUAGACGAUAUGGUUGCCGGUCGCCCCGUGAACGACGAACAACAGGUGGGGAAGCUUGUUGGUGACGAGCAAACUCAGAAACUUUACGAAGAGCAAAGGCAAAAGUUGUUGGGAGAUCCGGAACUCAAGGAAAGAGUCAGAAAGGAGUUUCAGGAUGGUGCCGAUACUCGUCCUCUUUUCCUGGAUGCCUUUUCCUGUUUCAGGACGAACCGAUGUGUCAUCAACGCCACCCUCAUUAAUCUACUUAAUGAUCAUUGCGAGGUGCCACAUGAAAUUAAUUUCGGGCCGGGGCAUGACAUCAACUUAAGACGGUAUUAUGAAGGUGACACCACAGGUAUUCAUGGCAAUCAUAUCCCUACAUUUGGCUUCAAGACCUCUUUCAAAACCUCUGAAACUCUAAUGUCCAAUUUUUGGCCUACAGUAAAGGAGUUUCACAAGAAAUUACAUUCUCAUUUAAUUGAGCGCCGCCCCCUGCAAGUUGUGGCUCUUAAGUUGAUGGAAAAAUCAAAAUCUGAAAUUUUAGAUGGAUAUUUUACAAGCCAUGGGACGCCUGACAGCUAUUACACUAUAUCAAAUAUGGGUGACGUGACGCCAUUGUUCACUGGUGAGAGUGACUGUGUGAAGGUUGUGAAGCUCACUCGACUCUCAUCUAUACGAUGCAUGAACAAUUUCAUAUGUUUUUUAUGCCCACAGCCUCAAUGGACGCCUGGACUUAACUAUGGGGUUUUCAAACCGUUUCUUGGACCAUAAGUUUGCCAAGGAGUUCAUGGACAUGAUGAGCGUUAACAUGACAACUUUGAGUUCAUCAUGAUUUUGAUCCAUCAGUGAGAUGGAUGAACCACUCCGUAAUUAUGAGAGUGACUUUCUGUUUUAUAUGGUCUAGUAAGUACUUUCAGA